This is a messenger RNA of Thermochaetoides thermophila DSM 1495, 2076 nucleotides long. RefSeq lists its product as uncharacterized. Gene Ontology annotation, cellular component: nucleus. The coding region runs from base 1 to 2076 and encodes 691 amino acids. The transcript has 8 exons. NCBI's taxonomy places the organism in Eukaryota, Fungi, Ascomycota, Sordariomycetes, Sordariales, Chaetomiaceae. Gene Ontology annotation, molecular function: DNA-binding transcription factor activity, RNA polymerase II-specific; zinc ion binding; DNA binding. The record is from RefSeq and is a predicted model, not a curated record. Gene Ontology annotation, biological process: regulation of DNA-templated transcription; DNA-templated transcription.
AUGUCCAUGUCCUCCUCCAGCUCUCCCGAGGAUGGUCGAUCUGAAGCAUCAGCAUCGGCCGGCGCCCCGGGAGGACACGAGCCCUUGGCUUGUGUAAGCUGCCGCUCCCGGAAGCUCAAAUGUGACCGUAUCAAACCGGUUUGCUCUCGCUGUGCGAAGGCCGGUACCGAAUGUGUGUAUCCAGAAUCCCGCAGAAAACCCGCUGUAAAGAGGCGUAAUGUCAAGGAACUUGAAGAAAGGCUAGCCCAAGUAGAAGGCCUGCUCAGAAACGUUGGAGCACAAAGAGUUGGCAAUUUGACUCCGCCAAGCAUCUCACCAGUUGAGGCGCCGUCAGCUUCUGCUCGUGGGAAUAAUGCCUCCCAAUCUGCAACGGGGAGGUCCCAGGGCAGGCCCCUGGAGAGGGGAGUUCGCUGGGUUCCCCCUUCUCCCAGUGAUACUCCUCGGAGUGCGAAUGAUCCAAGAGCUGGCGAGCUGCUCUCACAGGGCCAGUUUGAAUGGCUACCACCCUCCGAGAUGAUCGAGGACUUGCACAACAUCUAUUUCGGGAUACAGACCUACUUCUUGCCUAUCGUACAACCACAAAUCUACUUGGCAAAGUUUCACUCUCCCCCUCAUAUGCGUCCUCCGCUGUGCCUCCAGUAUGCCAUCUGGGCCUUCGCAGCACAUAAGCAUCCCGUUUAUGGAGACCAUUGGGAGGUCUUAUACCGGCGCGCUCGUCAGUAUCUAGAAGUGGAUGAGCUAAAGGGAGAAGGCGAGCAUUUCAUCACUAUCGCCCACGCACAGGCCUGGGCUCUUGUUGCCAUGGAUGAAGCCCGGUCCCUUUGGUUUACCAGGGCAGCCAUGAGCACCGCAAGAUGCGUCCGGCUGGUUGGCAUGAUGGGUUUACACCGGCUUGACAGCAACCUGCCUGAAGAGGAGCACCCUAUAGCCCCGAUGAUCCCCCCUCACAAAGAUUGGGUCGAGCUCGAGGAACGCCGGAGGGUCUUUUGGGGUAGCUUCUGUAUCGAUGCUUACGCAAGUAUCAGUGCUGGCUGGCCCUCUAUCAUGGAAACUACUCAGAUUACCACACAUUUACCUGCAUCAGAAGAAGCUUUUUUGAAGGGCACCGAAGAACCCACAUCUACACUACAAGAUGUGUUCCGAGGUGCUGACUACUCGAUAUUCGCGAGUAACAUUGUGGUCUGCUAUAUUUUCAGCCAACUUAUGAAGCAUGUUCAUCGUCCGAUGCCAGAUGAUCGUCCCCAAGACGUUGAGUACGGACCCUGGUGGAAGCGACACAGAGAGCUGGAUAACAUGCUCUCCAGCGUGUUCAUGUUCCUUCCAGAGAAGUACAGAUUACCUAGAAACCUUCGUGACCCUAUUGCUUUGCAGAUCAAUUUAAACCUACAUGCUGCUGUUAUCUGCCUUCACAACGCGGCUUGUGAUAAGGUCGACAAGUACAAGCUCCCGGGCAACAUCAAGCAGAGCAGCCGGACGCGAGUUCUGACUGCUGCCCAGGAGGUUGUUGACAUCAUUAAAAUGACGAGCCACAUGAGGGCCGCAUAUGACUGUGACCUCGGCAACCUUGAGAUAAUCAUCAAAUGCAUGGAUUCACUGAAGGCGUAUCACCCGAUACUUCGGGCCUAUAUGAAUCAGAUCCUGCUGGACAUUGAACGCAAUGAGACCCGCAAUCCCUUGGACUUGGCCGCCGACUUUUCACAGUUAUCUAGCGAAACAGCCACAGCAACUACAACCUCGUUCACCGUAUCAUCCACAACCGCAACUACCGCCAUCAGCAACGACCUAAACAUCAACCCCAACAGCAGCACCAGCACUGCCCCCGCCGUCACCGGCACCGCCCCCGCCGACCUGAACGUCUUCGACAACCUUGGGGAAUGGGGCUUCACCGAUCCUGAGGGUUUCUACAACAUGCUGUAUAGUGCAACCUUCGAAACAACAAGCCCUGCCGAUUUCUCUGGGACAUCCCAGCCUGACUCUAUGGCGAACCUCGACCCCUGGCUGGGGAUGAGCAGCUCGGGUGUGCCUUGGGCACCUGAAGCCGAUCUAGGAGCCUCUCGGAAUGGGGGAACUGACUAA